This is a messenger RNA of Gamsiella multidivaricata, 1563 nucleotides long. RefSeq names its product N2,N2-dimethylguanosine tRNA methyltransferase. Lineage: Eukaryota; Fungi; Mortierellomycota; Mortierellomycetes; Mortierellales; Mortierellaceae. The transcript has 7 exons. Gene Ontology annotation, biological process: tRNA N2-guanine methylation. Bases 1 to 1563 code for a protein of 520 amino acids. The record is from RefSeq and is a predicted model, not a curated record. Gene Ontology annotation, molecular function: RNA binding. Gene Ontology annotation, cellular component: nucleus.
AUGGCCGAGCACAAUGACACGCCCGCCCCUGCUGGCUUCAAAAAAGUCACUGAGGGAAAGGCUACGAUUCUAUUCCCAGACACCAAUGAAGUCUUUUAUAACCCCAUCCAGGAAUUCAACCGUGAUAUCUCCAUUGCGGCCAUUCGCACCUGGGAUGAGAUCUUUCAGGAGGAACGAAGUGCCAGGCUUACGGAGAAGAAGGCCCGCAGAGAGGCCAAUGCUGCCAAAAGAGCUCAGGAGGGUCUGGAGCCAUUGCCUGAGAAGGAAUACCCUGAAGGAGUCGAUCCAACAGCACCACGCGGAAUUACCAUUCUCGAAGCACUUUCGGCCUCUGGACUGAGAUCGAUUCGAUAUGCAAAGGAAAUCCCCAAUGUCAAACACAUUUUAACCAACGACCUCGAAGCCGAUGCUGUGGCCUCGAUCAAGCGCAACGCAGAUUUUAACGGAAUCAGCUCCGAUCUGCUGCAACCCCACAAGGGAGACGCCAUCGACGUUCUUUACCAGCACCGGGACCCAUUGAAGCGCUACGAUGUCAUUGAUCUGGAUCCCUAUGGAACGGCAUCUCCCUUUAUCGAUGGAGCAGUCCAGGCGGUGUCAGACGGAGGAUUGCUUUGUGUUACAUGCACGGAUCUCGGCGUUCUCGCUGGGAGUAACUACACGGAGACAUGCUUUGCGAAGUAUGGAGGACACCCAGUCAAAGCGGACUUCUGCCACGAGGUUGCACUUCGCCUUGUUCUCAGCACUCUUUCUACAUCGGCAGCACGUUACAAACGACACAUUGUUCCCAUGGUGUCUCUGAGCAUCGACUAUUACCUUCGAGUUUUCGUCCGCGUCUAUUCUUCUGCAGCAGAGGUCAAGAUGGUUGCCAGCAAAACAUGUUUAGCAUAUGUCUGUUCAGGGUGUCAGUCGACUUACACGCAAUCACUUGGAAAGAUCUCAGAGUCGGCCAAAGGCAACAAAAAAUUUGGCGUCAACACCGGACCACCAGUGGAUCAGCACUGUGAACACUGCGGGAGCAAGUUUCAUGUCGCAGGUCCAAUGUGGGGCAAGGAACUUCAUUCUGUGGCUUUUAUUGAACGCAUGCUGAAGCAUGUCAAGGAUGCCUCAGCAUUGUACAAGACCCAGCCUCGUAUUUUGGGAAUGCUCUCGGUUUGCAAGGAGGAGAUCGAGGCACCAUUCUAUUACACUGCCAACGGCUUAUCAGGGACAGUUCACUGCACCAGCAUUCCACUUCUCAAAGUCAUUUCUGCCCUUCUUCAUCAGGGAUAUGAAGUUUCGGGAUCGCAUGCUUGUCAGGGAUCUAUCAAGACAAAUGCACUGCCUUCUGCUCUCUGGGAUAUCAUGAGAUCGUGGGUAAAGUUGAACCCGGUCAAGAACGUCAAACCCCAGUCGCCUGCAGGCAGGAUCUUGGCGGUAGAGCCAAAGACGAUUGCCGAUUUUGAGAUGCAUCCAGGCGCUAAGUCCGAGUCGCGGAAAAAUAACCUUGUACGCUAUCAGAUGAACCCUACCAAGAACUGGGGUCCACAGGCCAGAGCCGGCGGUGGCAACAAGCGCAAAGCGUAA